AUGCGCGCCGUCGACUCUCUGUUGAACACUACAGCCGCUGCUGCCAACAUUGAAGCCCUUCAAUCCUCGUAUGCCCCAAUUGGAGACAGCUCGGCCAAUCUCCAGCAGCAGCUUCGUGACCUCAACGAUACCAACGACGAGCUCGAUGCCGAGAUCGCUAAAAUGCAGGCUCAGCAGCAAGCCGUUCAGGCUCAGAUCCGCAUUCAUGGAGCGCUUCUCGCGCCCAUACGCCGUCUGCCCGACGAGCUUCUCUCGCACAUAUUCCUUCUCCUACCCCAAGACGGCAGUAGAAGGUACAACUUCGUCCGGGUCUGUCGUCGCUGGUGCACCGUUGCGUUACAUACCGCCAAAGUAUGGACGCAUAUCGAGAUCUCUUCGCACAGGCUGCCUACCGAAAGCGACCUUCUACGACGACUCGCCAUGACAGCCCAAGCUCCCUUACAUAUUGACUUCCAUGACGGCGACCCAGAACCGGACUACGCGCGACUGCUGUCCCUUCUCUAUGAACAAUCAUCGAGAUGGGAAACAGCACUGCUCAGGGGAGCCCCACAAUCCGUCGUGGCGUGGGACCCCUCACCUUUGCCUAUGCUUCGUGCAGUCACUAUCGAGGGCCGUAAUGACUCCCGUGAGUUGGACGACGAGGAAGAAGAGCAGGCACUCGAGAAUCCCGAUGAGCACACUGUGGUUUCUCGAUACCUGCAUCUCUUUCGGGAUGCGCCCAACAUCGAGAGCGUCUCUAUCCAGUGCCUGGAGAAGCCUGCGGCUCUCAGCUUCCCCUCCUCGUGGUCGAAAAUCAGGCAACUGGAUAUCAACUGCACCGACUGCGAGUCUAUGGGACGGACGCCGCUCCGAACGUUCCUCCCAGCUCUCUUCUCGUACAGGCAUACGCUCGGGUCGUGCAGCCUGUGCGCAAAUGACCUGGGACUCAGUCCUGACGCCUUCAGCUCUGGGCCGUUAGUGUUUCCCCGCCUCGUAGAGCUCGUCCUCUGCGGGGCACCGAUCCAGCUAUGCGUACAUAUCGUGGCGCCCCGUCUUCAGCGCAUUGAAAUCGACCUGUCGCUGGAAAACUCGCCAGCACACGAGCUGGCUGGCUUCAUUGUACUCCUCGAAAAAUCAUCCGGUUGCCCGGACCUGCGUUCGGCCACGUUCAAAGCUCUCAACGAGGAACCCGCCGACGUUAUCGACUGCCUUUCCAAACUGCCACCAUCAGUUGUGACACUCGACUUACUCGACGACCCUCAUCAAGAGUGGGCGCCACCCAUGCCGCUGGUUACGUUGGAGGUCCUGAAGGCACUCACUCUACGUCGGGGCUGCGAACAACUUCUGCCCCAGUUGACCAGCUUGCGCCUCCGGCCCACAGACGAUCUAGUUUCUGAUAUGUAUGACGAUGCGGACAGGACACGGAAGGUACUAGAGGCCUUGCGGGACUCGCGCGCGCCGUCCUCGGGCACGAGUGGCGGGGAGGGGCCGUUGGCAGGGCUUCGGUCCCUUGUAUAUGAUGACAUUGAUAACGUCGAACUCAUUCGGGAGGGAAAAAUCACCGGGUUGAUGCCACGGACUCAUGUAUGGUGAGGGCAGAUGGCUUGCUAUAUCGUGUACCAAAGCCGCGUCAGGCGUCGAAGUCUUGGUUACUGUAUAUCGAUGGACAAAUGCCUGUCCGAUGGCUUCAGCCUCGUACUUCCUCAGUAGUGACAGCGCAUGUGAUGUUCUGCUCUGAAUGCUACGUAGAAAAUGCGGUGAAAAUUUUCAGUCACU
Molecule: messenger RNA, 1755 nt
Organism: Schizophyllum commune H4-8
Lineage: Eukaryota; Fungi; Basidiomycota; Agaricomycetes; Agaricales; Schizophyllaceae
Exons: 2
Coding region: 1-1572 (523 amino acids)
Molecular function (GO): protein binding
Source: RefSeq, a predicted model, not a curated record